UUGAGCACCGAAGUCCAGGCUUCUAGCCCCAUCCUCCUCCCCCCUCACUCUCACUUCCAAGCUUCCAUGGUAGUUUCCACUCUUCUCCACCAACCUAAGUACUCUAUCAGAAGGCUCUCUUUGUCCUUCACAUUUUCCUUAUUCUCCAAUAUAUCCUCCUCUUCUUCUUUCUCAUCUUUAUGCAGAAGCCACCCUUUCCUACCAAACCCAGAACCUCCUCCUCCUGUCCCAAAGAAAGUCCCUUUCAAUGUCUCUGUUCAUGGAAGAACAUGGCAAGACCCUUACCAUUGGAUGUCAAACACCAAGGACCCUGAUUUCUCUGAGUAUCUCAAUCGAGAAAACUCUUAUGCUGAAGCUUUCAUGGCUGACACCCACAAACUCCAACGCACUCUCAUCUCUGAGAUGACUGGUCGAUUGCCCCCCAAUAUUUCUACUCCUCCUGAGCGUUUUGGACCCUGGUUGUACUAUCAAUACAUUCCGGAAGGUAAGGAAUACCCGGUACUUUGUAGGAGAUUGGAAGUUGAGAAAAGUAAUUCGCUUAAGGCUAUUCUCGGAGGACGGGUAGGAAAAGAGGAGAUUUUGCUUGAUUGGAAUGCAAUUGCAGAGCAAUAUGGUUAUGUGCACGUUGGUACUUGUCGCGUAUCACCAGACCACAAUUUUCUUGCAUAUGCACUUGAUAUUACGGGUAGUGAACAGUUCAUGCUUCAAAUUAAAGACCUUAGAAGUGGAUGUAUUGUUCCAAAAUUACAAGUUAAUGGGGUUGUCAGUGUAGCAUGGGCUCAAGAUGGCUGUUCCCUGUUCUAUACUCAAUCAGAUGAGAAUCAGCGGCCUUGCAGGGUUUUCUAUUCAAAGCUAGAAUCUGGUAAUAUGGACAGUUUCCCUGUAUUUACAGAAAGUGAUUCUAGCUUUUGUGUGGACAUAACAAGCACAAAAGAUGGGAAGUUUAUAACUGUGAAUUCAAAUUCAAGGACAUCAUCCGAGGUUUAUAUAAUUGAUGCCUCCAACCCAUUAGUUGGAAUGCAAAGAAUACGUGAGCGUGUUUCUGGUGUGCAGUAUUUUCUGGAACAUCAUUGUGGAUUAUUUUAUAUUCUUACAAAUGCUUCAUUGGGUGAAAAUAAGGAGUUAUGUGGUGAAGAUUAUUACCUAGCUAGAUGCCGAGUUGAAGAUAUACAGUCAGCUAAUUGGCAGAAUAUUAUCCUUCCAAGUGAAGAUUUUGCCUUGCAAGAUAUGGAUGUUUUUUAUGGACAUCUGGUGCUUUUCCUCAACAAGAAGGGUAAUCCUAUGUUGUGCUCCAUCAAUUUGCCUAUCAAUAUUGAUUGUGAGCACAAAAAGGAGAUUGAAGAUCUUAAUCCCUGGUUUUUCCCACUACCAUCAAAUUCAUGUUCUGUUGUUCCAGGUUCAAACCAUGAGUUCAUGAACUCAGUUUAUCGCGUUGUGCUUUCAUCUCCGGUGAUGCCUGAUGUUAUUGUUGAUUAUGACAUGUCAAGAAAGGGAUUUUCCAUUGUGCAUCAAGAUGAAGUAAAGGGUGUUUCAUUUAAGCUAGACUUGAACCAAAGUUUUGGCUUAAAACACGACAAGGAAGAAAAUGUCCAGUAUAGUGAACUACAGAGGUGGAAGGAUUUUUCUCAUGCAUACCAUUGUGAAACAAAAGAAGUUAUUUCCCAUGAUGGUGCCAGAAUUCCUUUGACCAUUUUGUACUCUCGAACAGCCUGGCAGAAGGGUCAGUCACCUGGUAUUUUACAAGGAUAUGGCGCAUAUGGUGAAGUUUUAGAUAAAAGCUGGUGUUCAAAUCGACUUAGUUUACUUGAUCGGGGUUGGGUGGUGGCAUUUGCUGAUGUGAGGGGUGGUGGUGGGGAUUCUUCAUGGCAUAAAUCUGGCAGUGGGUUGCAUAAAAAGAAUUCAAUAUUUGAUUUUGUGUCUUGUGCAAACUACCUGGUCAAAGAGGAUUACGUACAUAGAGAUCAGCUAGGCGCCAUAGGAUAUAGUGCUGGGUGUCUUCUUUUGGGAGCAGCUAUCAAUAUGUGCCCAGAUUUGUUUCGUGCUGCCAUUUUAAAGGUUCCAUUUCUUGAUAUAUGCAAUACUUUAUUGGAUCCUAAUUUGCCUCUCACCCUUCUGGAUUAUGAAGAAUUCGGGAAUCCUCAGAUACAGUCCCAAUUUGAGUGUAUUUUAAGCUAUUCUCCUUAUGAUAAUGUUUCUCAAGGAAGCUGCUAUCCUUCAAUGCUUGUGUCAGCAUCCCUUCAAGACUCAAGGGUUGGGGUAUGGGAAGCUGCCAAGUGGGUAGCAAAAAUUCGAGACAAGACAUGUUCUGCUUGUUCUGGUUCAGUAAUUCUCAAGACAAAUAUGACUGGAGGACAUUUUGGUGAAGGCGGUCUUUAUGGUCAAUGCGAGGAAACUGCUUAUGAUUAUGCUUUUCUAUUAAAAACUAUCAGGAUGUUUGAACAAUAAGUAACAUGCAAAGGUGGUAUUGGAAAAAAAGAAUGGUACAGCUUUGGUGACCCAGCUUGAUAAUUUCAUUCCUUACAUCACUGGUCAAGCAGAAGCAGAAUUCCUGCAGCAACCCAGGUAUUUUUACCACUGAGCUCCACAGAUACGAAAAGGGUUUCUGGACAAGCAUGCAGCAACCCAAAGUAUGUGCUUUCGAAAUUGGAGUAGCUUCAGAGUUCUGAUAUCAAGCAAUAAUAUCUCAAAGAUACUGUACUAAUAGCAACUUUUGUUUGACCAACUUUUUCUGGUAAUCAUCUUGUUAAUUGAUUUAUAACAACAUAUGAUAAAUAAUUUGUAUUUUUGGUCAGUGUUUGUUCAUUCCAAGUUUAAAGGUUUUAGAUUCUUCUCAUGUGGUUAUGUUGAGCAGAAUUCAACUAAAUCAGUUCUUGUUUAGCAGGACUUUUAUAUACCAACUUUUUAUGAUUGAACUUCGUUAUUUUGAAUCUCUCCAUUCUGGGUGGUUGGCUUU
Messenger RNA from Ziziphus jujuba (common jujube), 2953 nucleotides. RefSeq lists its product as uncharacterized. The transcript has 12 exons. The record is from RefSeq and is a predicted model, not a curated record. Gene Ontology annotation, biological process: proteolysis. The coding region runs from base 67 to 2445 and encodes 792 amino acids. Lineage: Eukaryota; Viridiplantae; Streptophyta; Magnoliopsida; Rosales; Rhamnaceae. Gene Ontology annotation, molecular function: serine-type endopeptidase activity.